GCUGACACUUCAAAGAUGGGUGUAAACAUCGUGCUGUGAGGGGCCGGAGCUGACAGGCCUGUUCACUGCAGAUCAGCAGAGGAACAUGAAGAGGAGGAGCAUUCAUCUGUUUUGGAUCACAGCUCAGCUUGUAUUGUUUCAGAGAAAGUGAAACUCUCAGACGCUCACUGUGUCUGCGAAGUGAAAUGGCACAGCAAGGAAUUAAGCUGAACUUGGCAAAAUUCUGCUGUUCGAUCUGUCUGGAUCUGCUGAAGGAUCCGGUGACUAUUCCCUGCGGGCACAGCUACUGCAUGAGCUGUAUUAAAAGCUGCUGGGAUGAGGAGGAGCAGAAGGAAAUCCAAAGCUGCCCCCAGUGCUGGCAGACCUUCACACCGAGACCUGUGCUGGUGAAAAGUGCCAUGUUAGCAGAGCUGGUGAAGGAACUGAGGAAGACGGGACUCCAAGCUGCUGAUCUCUGCUACGCUGGACCUGGAGAUGUGGCCUGUGAUGUCUGCACUGGGAGAAAGCUGAAAGCCCUCAAAUCCUGUCUGGUGUGUCUGGCCUCUUACUGUGAGCAGCACCUCCAGCCUCACUACGAUGCAGCUCCGUUAAAGAAACACAAGCUGGUGGAAGCCACUGUGCAGCUUCAGGAGGACAUCUGCUCUCGUCACGAUGAGGUGAUGAAGAUUUUCUGUCGCACUGAUCAGCAGUGUAUCUGUUAUCUCUGCUCCAUGGAUGAACAUAGAGGCCACCACACAGUCUCAGCUGCAGCAGAAAGGACCGAGAGGCAGAAAGAGCUCGGGCUGAGUCAGCAAAAAAUGCUGCAGAGAAUCCAGGACAGAGAGAAAGACGUGAAGGUGCUUCAGCAGGAGGUGGAGGAGAUCAAUCGCUCUGCUGAUAAAGCAGUGGAGGACAGUGAGAACAUCUUCACUGAGCUGAUCGGUUUGAUUGAGAAAAGGAGGGCUGAUGUGAAGCAGCAGAUCAGAUCCCAGCAGAAAAAGGAAGCGAGUCGGGCUGAACUACUUCAGGAGAAGCUGAAGCAGGAGAUCGCUGAGCUGAGGAGGAAAAUCACUGACCUGGAGCAGCUCUCACACACCGAAGACCACAUCCAUUUUCUACAGAACUACCCCUCGCUCUCAUGUCUCGGUGAAUCCACAGACUCACCCAGCAAAAAUGUCCGUCCUCUGCGUUACUUUGAGGAUGUGACGGCAGCUGUGACAAAGCUGAGAGAUAAACUACAGGACGUUCUUGUUGGAGAAUGGUCUAAAAUCUCACUGGCAGUGAAAGGAGUGGAUGUUUUAUUGUUACAACCAGUAAAGGAAAAAGCAAUUAAAAUGAUAAGAAAACCAGAAAAGAAAAUAUUUUCAACCAAACUAGCACAACAGGGGAUGAAAGUUGAUAUGGAUACCAUGUAUUGUACUUAGUAGGAAUAUUCUUGCUAACGCUACGGCACUUAAUGUCUUUGUGGACGGGACAUCUGUUGAGCAGGUCACUUAAACCAAAUAACCUGGUGCCAAAUUUGAUAAUUUAUUGUCUUGGUCUGAUCGGACUGAUCACAUAGCUUCUAUGAUGGCAAAGGGCACUGCAGUUUCAAGGAAACGCUCUAAAGAUGUUCCUAUCUCUGUGAUGAUCGUUUGGGCUCUUUCACAUCUGGACUACUGCCCAGUUAUUUGGUCAAGUGCUGCUGGCAAAUAUCUAAAAAAAAAAAAAAAAAAAAAAAAAACCUUAAAAUUGCUAAAUUAAUUCCGUAGUAAUGUGUGUGAGAUGCACAAACGAUUGUCAUGGCAAACUGUGGAGGCCAAAUUAAAACUCUGUCUUC
This is a messenger RNA of Myripristis murdjan (pinecone soldierfish), 1798 nucleotides long. Its product is annotated as E3 ubiquitin/ISG15 ligase TRIM25-like. Lineage: Eukaryota; Metazoa; Chordata; Actinopteri; Holocentriformes; Holocentridae. Gene Ontology annotation, molecular function: zinc ion binding. Bases 186 to 1403 code for a protein of 405 amino acids. The transcript has a single exon. The record is from RefSeq and is a predicted model, not a curated record.